UUGGUUGCUACGAAAUAUUCAGUUUAAAUGGUAACAAUUGCAAAUAAGAGAAAAUAAAACAGAAGUCAACGGAAAAAGUCUGCGUGAACCUUAAUAGUACACAUACUAGCUAGAAAAUUUAAAAAAAAACACUUCUUGGCGAGAUGAUUUGUUCCGUAGUUGAACAUCAUUACAGUAUAAAAUUUCGUUAUUUUGGUGUUGAAUGUUUCCUUAGUUUGAUACUUUAAAGAACUCAGUUUACUAUAGCAUACUUCAUUUAGGCUUCGAAAAAAGCCGUUAUCUAAAUUUCUUUACGCUAUUUUCGAUCAAAUUAAUAAUAUUUAUUGCUAGGAAAAAUUCAUAUAACUGAAAUUAUAUGUAAUGCAAUAUACCGAAAUUUUUGUUUAGCUCACUUUGUUAAUUUCAUUAAAAAUUUUGAAAAUGACGGAGUUUUUAUUUGGGAACGACUCUUUGUCAAUGUGUACCGACUUUAUAUCAGAAAUUCUAGGUUUUUUUAAAUUCUGCCAAUUUCUAGGUUUUCUAUUAAUUGUUUUAGUUUCCGUGGUCGGCAAUUUCGUAGUUAUAAAAACCAUUUUAACCGACCGAGAAAUGCGCAAAGUUUACUGCAACAUUUUUAUCAUUAAUUUAGCACUUUGCGACAUAGUGCAAGCUACUGUAGGAAUGCCACCUAUGGCUUCAGUUUUGAUUUUCGAUAAAAAAUGGAUCCUGUCUUUUGAUUUCUUACCCGAUUUGCCCUGUCAACUGGCCAAAUCGCUGAACAAAAUAGUGCCAGCUGUGGCCAGUUACACCAAUGUGGUGAUAGCGGUUGACAGACUUGUGGGGGUUUUGAGACCCUUUCGGGCUAAAAUUCCCCGCUCGUACGCACUGGGGUUGAUGGGGUUGACUUGGAUGGUGUGCUGUGGGUUCGGAGUGUUCGACUUCCUGAAGAGUUUUGUGAUUUCAGUGCCCUCCCAGGAAGGUACCUGCUACCAUAACUUCUGCUACUCAGACAUCACCACCCAACAAUUCAACAUCGACAUAGUGGUGUACUCGUUGGCCAUCUUCUUGAUCCCUUCGGGUGUGGUCUCUGUGGUGUACGGGAGGACAGCGGCCGAACUCUGGAUGAGGGGAACCACUGUGCGCCAGCUGGGGGAGAGUGUCUCGGCCAGGCAGAUCGCCAUCAAACAACGGGCUGUGAAGAUGAUGACGUUGGUUGUGUUCGUGUUUGACAUCACUAAGGCACCUCUGUUUGGGAUCUACCUGUUCGCUAUUCUGUCCAAUGGGCCGAUCCCCUACCAGGCAGAACUGACCCUGACUGCUUCAUGGAUCUACUGCACCUCAACCGCGUUCAAUCCCAUCAUCUACGCUGUCAUGAACGAAAAGUUUCGCAGCCAGUUCAAAUCGACACUGCUGUGUCGCAAACUGACAGCCCGACCCAAAAACGCCCCCAGACCCCAAAUGGGCGUGAUUACUACUGGACAAACGACGGGAAACACCUCCAAAGUCUCAGUCAAAGUCCCAACUGGCCACACAGUGGCUAAAGCCCCCGCUGCAAACAUGCCGACAAUCAAAGAUGUCCAGGAGUCUCCUGAUCAAAAAUCAGCUGGCGUGAACUCAAAGUCACGUGAUGCAAAUAAGGAUAACACUCAUCAAAAAGGCGCGCAUUUAGCUCCUUUCCCCUGCAAUUCCACCAGAGGUCAAGAUAGUUCAAGAGAUCGAAGCACUUCGUCGACCUCUGUGAAUGCGGUUGACGAUAAGGAUGAAGGCGGUGUGGACUUCAUAGAGCAAACUGAUUGGUCGGAGGAGGGGUUCGACCUGGCCAAUGGGAACGUUGAGGAUGGCGCACAUAAUAUCUUUGACAAUUCCGAAAUUUGAAAAAUAAAGUCAAUUACCCCCCCCCCCUCCUCUCUCUCUCUCGUCCCUUCAGCUCACGUCAGUUAUUAACCCAUGGCACUUGUUUGAGCUUAUUUUUCUUUCGUGUGGUGAUGUUGGUAAAUUAACAGGGCUGUUGAGCGCUGUCACUUAAGAACCGCUGGAAAGCAGGGGCAAAUUUGUAGGGAUAGGGGUGGGUUAAACUAGCUCAAGAACCAUCUUUCGUAGUGUAUUAUGAGCUCUACUGUUAUCAACUACUCAUAAAUUAACCUUAUAUUUAAUAAUAAAUCUGAGAAUCUAGAUCUAAUUUUGAGGAUCAUUUUUUUCUAAUGUCGAAAACGCGCAAAAACAGAUUCCAGUGUGUCUGUCUCAGUUGUUUUUAGAACUUUAUAUUUUAGCUGACAUCAUUUCGCAAUUUUUGGCAGAUUAUAUAUCUAUCUUUAUGCUUGUCAUUGUUCUGCUGGUGAUAGAAAAUUUUUUUAAUUGUUUUAAAUAGUUUUAAUAUAAAUAGUUUUGAUUCUAAUCAUGACUUAAUUUUAAUAAAAUUCUCUUAGUUUAGAUUUCAUUUCGUCAAAAGUAGCACUACAGCUUGUGCACAACUAAAUUCAAGUUUCCCCGAUUUAAAAAAAAAUAAUUGUAAAACAUUUUAUUUUCAUCUUGACUUAAUAUAAGCUAUUUACCACAAACCAUUUCCUUACAAAAAAGAAAAUUUAUUGGGCAAAAAAGAAGAUUUAUUGGGCUAUCGUUUACCCACAUCCGUUAACUCAAUAUGUUGUGAUUAAUUUUAGCAAUAAUUCAUUUCUCGCAUGUUUAUUUAACUUAAGUUCAAUUUGUGUAGCCAAAUGUUUUAUGUGCAACCUUAACUGUUAUA
Molecule: messenger RNA, 2722 nt
Organism: Symsagittifera roscoffensis
Lineage: Eukaryota; Metazoa; Xenacoelomorpha; Acoela; Convolutidae
Product: neuropeptide receptor 15-like
Exons: 4
Coding region: 421-1854 (477 amino acids)
Biological process (GO): G protein-coupled receptor signaling pathway
Cellular component (GO): membrane
Molecular function (GO): G protein-coupled receptor activity
Source: RefSeq, a predicted model, not a curated record